This is a messenger RNA of Phanerochaete carnosa HHB-10118-sp, 4512 nucleotides long. RefSeq lists its product as uncharacterized. Gene Ontology annotation, cellular component: cytoplasm; nucleus. Lineage: Eukaryota; Fungi; Basidiomycota; Agaricomycetes; Polyporales; Phanerochaetaceae. Gene Ontology annotation, molecular function: ubiquitin binding. The record is from RefSeq and is a predicted model, not a curated record. The transcript has 19 exons. Gene Ontology annotation, biological process: ubiquitin recycling; proteasome-mediated ubiquitin-dependent protein catabolic process. The coding region runs from base 103 to 2592 and encodes 829 amino acids.
CAUAAAGAUCCUGCACACGCCUAGUCUUCUGAGCCGUCCCCUUUUCCUUCUCGACUACCACCACGACUCCGCCACCCGCCUAUACCUCCCGUCACGACCGUCAUGCCCUACAAGCUCGCGCAAUCCCUGUCCGGCCACACCUCUGAUGUCCGCGCAGUCGUUUCCCCCAACGACGACCUCAUUCUCUCCGCCAGCCGCGAUACUACCUCGAUGACAUGGACUCGUUCUUCCCCGGCCGCGCCCUUCGCCCAGUCCGCCGUCCUCAGGCCGGGCUCCAAAUACGUCAACUCGCUGACGUACCUCCCACCCACCGCGGACGCCCCCGAAGGCUACGUGGUCACCGGCAGCCAAGACGGCCUCGUCAACAUCUUCUCGCUCUCUAGUACCCGCAGCGAGCCGUCCUUCACGCUCGUAGGACACCAGCAAAACGUCUGCGUCCUGCACGCCUUACCUGACGGGACGAUUGUAUCGGGAUCGUGGGAUCAGACCGCCAGAGUCUGGAGAAAUUGGGCCGAGCUCUACGUACUUCGCGGCCAUACGCAAGCUGUAUGGGCCGUGCUGGCCCUUGACUCAGAGCAGUACUUGACAGGCUCUGCCGACAACACAAUCAAGCUGUGGCACUCCCACAAGGAGAUACGGACAUUCAAUGGGCAUACACAAGCUGUUCGCGAUCUAGUGGCGAUUCCGGAUAUCGGCUUCGCCUCGUGUUCGAACGACAGCGAGAUCCGUGUCUGGACCCUCGAAGGCGACGUCGUGUUCACUCUGUCAGGGCACACAUCGUUUGUCUACAGUCUAGCGCUGCUACCGGAUGGUGGACUCGCUUCGACCGGAGAAGAUCGUUCUUUGCGUAUCUGGAAGGAUGGCGAAUGUGUCCAGACCAUCACGCAUCCUGCAGUCUCGGUCUGGUCGGUAUCGGCCAUGCCGAACGGCGAUCUCGUAACUGGUGCCAGCGACAAUUUUAUCCGGGUUUUCAGCGCGUCUGAAGAGCGAUGGGCCUCCCCAGAGCAGCUGAAAGAGUACGACGAGCGCGUCGCGGGUAGUGCUUUGCCGUCGCAGCAAGUCGGUGACGUGAACAAGUCCGAUCUGCCUGGAGAAGAUGCCUUGCUGCAGCCCGGCACGAAAGCAGGUGAGGUCAAGAUGAUACGUAAGGGAACCCUUGUCGAAGCCCAUCAGUGGGACACUGCGACCAUGGCCUGGCAAAAGAUUGGCGAGGUAGUCGACGCCGUCGGCUCGGCUCGCAAGCAACUCUAUCAGGGCAAGGAGUACGAUUACGUGUUUGACGUCGACGUCCAGGACGGCGUUCCGUCACUGAAGCUUCCGUAUAAUGCCAACGAAAACCCGUAUUCAGCGGCACAGCGCUUCCUGCAGAACAACGAGCUUCCUCUUAGCUAUCUCGACGAGGUUGUCCGCUUUAUCGAGAAAAACUCGCAAGGAGUGAACUUGAGCUCGGGUCCCAAUGAAUUCGCGGAUCCCUUCACCGGUGCUUCUCGCUAUCAGCCACAAAACACCACGAAUACUACUGGACAGGAAUAUAUGGAUCCCUUCACUGGCGCGUCAAGGUACAGAGCGGCACCACAGAACACGCCGCCGCCGCCUGCACCGGUCUCAACAGGGGACCCGUGGACUGGCGCGUCGAGAUACACCAGCUCUGCCGCCCCUGCCGCCCCUGCCACCCCUUCUACCCCUGUUUCUCCUGCGGCACCCACUCCGUCAGCAGCCAAGUCGCGCUUCACGCUUCCGGUUCGAGGAACACUAUCGUUUAAACAGGCAAAUGUCCCUGCAAUGCAGAAUAAACUUUUCCAGUUUAAUCAGGAUCUGCAGAACGAGAUUUCGACAGCGACCUUGGUCAUGUUUCCGGACGAACGAAGUCUCUUAGAGGAAGCGUUCCUGUACCUGGAGCAGGCCGUGUCUGGCGUAUCACCGAUUACGGCGCCUGCAGUCGAAAGAGAGCACGUAGAAGCCGUCAUCUCUCUUCUACAACGCUGGCCGCCAACUUCCCGCUUCCCGCUCAUCGACCUAUGUCGACUUGUCAUUGGCUAUUGCAGCAACGCGUACUCUGACGCCGUCUUCAGACAAGAGUUCUUCCGCACGCUCUUCAAGCAGGCAGAGUGGUCUGAAGAAUGGGGUGCGGCACAACGUUCAAGAGACACAAAUAUUCUACUCCUCAUGCGUGGUCUUGCCAACGCCUUCCAAGAUGACACGAACCUCGGGGACGGCGUUUGGGCUGAUGAGAUCCUGCAACGGCUACAGGAGGCGUCAUAUCCUGCACUUUCAAGGGCAGCGCGGAUAGCGCUCGGCACGCUUCUGUUCAACCUGUCGUGCGUCGCCCUUCGAGAACGGCUCGAUCCUCGGUUGCGCCAGCGGCAGGUGACCUUGAUCGUCCAGGGCCUGGAGCAGGAACGAGUUGACUCGGAACCGGCCUACCGCUUGCUAGUCGCCCUGGGCAACGCCGCAUACACGGCACGACAUGGACAGCCCCCACUCGAACCCGCACAAGUCACGCGGGCGAAGGAGGCUCUGGCUGCCGUCACGAGCGCGUUCCCCGAGGAGAGGAUUGGGUCCAUGAUCCGUGCGAUUAAUAGCAUCCUCUGAACGAAUAGCUCACGCGUUGUUGGCGCUUUAUACUGGAACGGGGUGAUAUAAUUAGGCGACUUGUAUGGACUGCGUAUAUGCUGCUGUUAGGAGAGAUGACAAGGACAGUUGUGCACUGCAGUAGAUAUAUGUAGACAAAAAGUGGAUGACUCCAUUUGUUUAAGUAGGAUAGGAUGGUAUGUACAUGGUUACAGGAAUCUCACGUUGCAUCGCCCUUACGAACGCCUGAACCCUAGCUUGAAGGCGGGAGCUUCCGGCGAAUCCCGUCGUGGCCACGCGCGAGCGGUUCCGUUCAUACAGAGCUUGUUCUUGUUCUGAUCGAUUCGUCCAAGAUGGGGAAGGUAUCUGUGUACAUCGUCCGACAUGGCGAGACACAGGAGAAUCGGGACGGGAUCAUGCAAGGGCAGCUCGACACGGAGCUGAACGCAGCAGGACUCGAGCAGGCAGAGCUAACUGCGGACGCACUGGAGAACGUACGCUUCACAGCGGCGCACUCGAGCGACCUGAAGCGUGCGGUGAAGGUGCGCAGUCUCGAGGACGUUCCACGUAGAAGCUGGCGGUCGCACCGCGGGGGCACUAACGACGCUGCGCCACCCCACAUAGACUGCCGAGAUCAUCCUGGCAAAGCAAUCGGGCGUGGCACUGCAGACGCACGAGGCGCUGAGAGAAAGGGUGCGUUGCUCGCAACGCACGAUUCCAAGGGACAGCGCAGCAGGGCUGAUUACGGCGUCGCUGGCAUUCGCCUGUUUUCCUUUUUUCUGCACACAGUACAUGGGCGACAUGCAGGGCCGAGGCAUCGCUGGGUGGCAUGCCGAGCUGCCUGCGAACAUGGAGCCGGCGGCCGCGUUUGUACAGCGGGCAGACCGGUGGUGGAAGAACACGGUCGUCCGCUACGCCGCUGCGGCGGCGACAGGCGGCGCGGAUGGCGGUGUUCGGAUUGGAAAUGCCGGGCAUGCCGAGGAGCAGCACGUCCUGGUUGUCUCGCACGGAGGCCUGAUUCACGUCAUGCUGCAGAAUCUUAUCGAGAGUAGAAAGCUGGGGCUGGGGGAAGGCGUGCACGUCGGCCGAUACAGGUUCCCGAACGCCUCGGUGACGGUCGUGGAGGUGGAAGAGGACGGGAGGGGGACUGUGGUGUUGUUCGCAGACACGACGCACCUCGACGUGGAGCUCGUCGAAGGCAACGCUGACGUCGUCGAGGAGCGGUAGAAAUACGUCAAAUACAGCUAGUUGCGUUUGCCGUGCGCCAGAAAUGGUGAGUAGAACGCGGUAAGUAGUGGAGCGCCCGUGUCGAGGCUGUACAUGCGCGGUGGAUUUAUCCGUCUGGGCUUGGCAAAACUCACAUCGUGCUACGUUGGCUGUCCCCUUAUACGUCCAGAGCCUCCUGAGGCCCCCUUUCCCAUCCUUCUCUCCGCCAUCAUGUCCAGUCUACCAAUCACUGCGAACGAAACAACACCCUUGGUCAAUGGCAAUGGAAAUUCCACCCGCCAGCCUUUCUCACGGCGCAUGAUGGGCGUCCUGAAAGCAGAAGGACAGCCGUCUUGGCUUUCGUCAUUCCAGUUCUUCAUCUUUGGUUCCUGGCUCAACGUUCUCCUCGUCUUCGUGCCUCUUAGCGCGGUUGCACACUACUCAAACUGGGAUGCAGCCCUACGCUUUUCGUUCAGCUUCAUAGCCAUCAUGCCUCUAGCUGCACUAUUGGGUGCAGCCACGGACCAGAUGUCGUUGGAGCUCGGCGACACGCUCUCCGGCUUGCUUAACGCGUCCUUUGGCAACGCAGUCGAAAUCAUUGUUGGGGUUGCCGCCCUGCUGCAGGGUAAGCUGCGUGCUGUCACGCUUGAGUCUUGAAGCCAGCUCAUCAACUUUUGACAUUCAGGGGAGCUCCGUAUUGUGCAGACGUCAGUAAGUAAGUUUAUAUAUGCGUCC